GCGAGCUGCAGGGCAGGGUGGCGGCGCUGGAGGAGCGGGGCAGCCCCGGCUGGGCACCGGGAGCCCCCCUGAGCCCCGGACCGCUGCUCGCCCUGCUGCAGCCCCACAUGGAGCAGCUCUUCCAGGAGAAACUGGGCGAAGGAUUAGCCAAGCUGCGGACAGUGCGAGAGGCUCCAUCUGAAUGUGUCUGCCCACCAGGCCCUCCAGGAAGGCGGGGAAAGCCGGGUCGACGAGGAGAACCUGGACCUGCAGGGCCCCUUGGUUUGGAUGGCAAGCCAGGACCUCCCGGACCAAAAGGGGAAAAGGGUGAACAAGGGGACGUCGGCCCAAGGAUGGUUUUCCCUCGCCUCAAUCAUGGAUUUCUCUCUAAUGACCAGCAUGUCUUUAGCCGACGAAUCCUUAAGGGUGAUCAAGGUCAAGAUGGAGCUGCUGGCCCACCGGGUCCCCCAGGACCACCGGGUGCAAGGGGUCCCCCUGGAGAUACAGGAAAAGAUGGCCCCAGGGGACCACAAGGCCUCCCUGGCUUUAAAGGAGAGCCGGGGGAAGCUGGAGUGAUGGGUGUAAGGGGACCUUCAGGACUAAAGGGUGAGCCUGGUUUUCCAGGGAGAAAGGGUGAUGAUGGGACCCCAGGACAGCCAGGGCUUCAAGGGCCUAAGGGAGAGCAAGGAAGCACAGGUCCCAAAGGAGAGAAAGGAUUAGAUGGAUUGCCAGGAUCAAAGGGUGAUCCUGGUGAGAGAGGAGGAGAUGGACCCAUUGGACCAAGGGGUCCACCUGGCCUGAAGGGCGAACAGGGAGAUACUGUAAUAAUUGACUAUGAUGGCAGAAUCCUGGAUGCACUCAAGGGCCCACCAGGUCCCCAAGGGCCACCAGGCCCUCAAGGAGCUCCAGGACCAAAGGGGGAGCUUGGAUUGCCUGGUACACCUGGAGUUGAUGGAGAAAAGGGAUCUAAAGGAGACCCAGGAAAUCCUGGGAUAAUGGGACAAAAAGGAGAGAUCGGAGAGAUGGGCUUGUCUGGCCUACCGGGAAUCGAUGGGCCAAAAGGAGAGAAAGGAGAAACCGGAUCCCCGUGUUUGCAGAACAAUCAUAUAAUACCAGAACCAGGACCCCCUGGAUUGCCAGGCCCUAUGGGUCCUCAAGGAAUCCCAGGUCCCAAGGGCUUGGACGGUGUAAAGGGAGAAAAAGGUGACCAUGGUGAGAAAGGGGCAACUGGUGACACUGGGCCACCUGGUCCUGCUGGUCCCCCGGGACUUAUUGGCUUACCAGGCACCAAAGGGGAGAAGGGCAAGCCAGGGGAACCAGGAUUAGAUGGUUUCCCAGGUCUCCGAGGUGAGAAAGGAGAUAAAAGUGAAAGGGGAGAGAAGGGAGAAAGAGGAAUACCUGGCAGAAAAGGCGCCAAGGGGCAAAAAGGAGAACCAGGACCGCCUGGGUUGGAUCAGCCUUGUCCAGUGGGACCAGAUGGACUGCCAGUACCGGGAUGUUGGCACAAGUGAUCUCUAACCAUGAAGCAUAAAG
Messenger RNA from Trachemys scripta elegans, 1512 nucleotides. It is a transcript of the gene COL23A1, whose product is annotated as collagen type XXIII alpha 1 chain. The coding region runs from base 108 to 1490 and encodes 460 amino acids. The transcript has 29 exons. The record is from RefSeq and is a predicted model, not a curated record. Lineage: Eukaryota; Metazoa; Chordata; Testudines; Emydidae.